UCCCCGGCGCGGCGCCGCCACCGCUUCACGGCGCCAUGGCCGCAGCCUCUCCCCGCUCGCCCCCACCAAGUUCGAGGCGCGGCCGCCGCCCCCCCAGCGCCCCUCGGCGGGGCGGAGCAGCGGCAGCCCCGGGGGGGAUGAUGCUGAGGCCGCCCCCUCGUCCCCCGCUCCCGCCUUGCCCCGGGCACGGAGCCCCCGCACCGCUUCACCCCCCCCCACUCUCCCUCCCCCUGCUCCCCCCUCCGGGCCAGCCGAGAAGUUGCAACCGGUUGAGCGAAAUGUUUGAGCUUGGGGUUUGGUUUCUGCGUUUUUAUUUUUGUUUCUUUAUUUAUUUAUUUUCCCUCGCACUUACCGCAGCUCAAAAACCAGUGCCCCGAGGCUGCUCCCUGCGAUCGGCUCUCAGAGCAGGGGCGCCCCAGAGCAAAGCGCAGCAAACGCUGGCGGCCAGGGGAGGGCAGGGAUUCGCCUCGCCCCGACAGGGGCAGCUCCGGGGGUGCCGGGCUCCCAGGGGGGCUCCCGGCCCCGAGGGGCUCCUGGGGAAGCGCAGCAGGGAGAAGCGAAGGGGAGCCGGGGCUGCGGGAGGGAUUGCGGGACCCCCCAGCUCUGCCCCGGACCCCGGGAGUCGCGGAGCCCGCGGGCAGCGGGAGCCCCGGCCCCCUCCGGGGCAUUUUGGGGCAGAAUUAGAUGCUUUCUCCGCCCCUUCCCCUGGAGCACGGAGCGACGUGUCAGCCCCACAGGGUGCCGGAGAGGGCCGGCGGCGUGGACGGGCCGGUGAGACGUGGCACCGAGGCAUCUUCCCCAGCCACUUCUCUGAACUGAUGUCUUCAAAAUGAAGAGCAAGAACGAAGGUGAGAAGGUCCUUACCUGAGAAGGUGAGAACGAAGAACGCCUUGGAUAAAUCAAAAAAUUUGAGGAAUAGAAAUAAUGGGAAAUAUUUAUAACUCUGGUCUCUUGAAUAGGCCAGAAUCUGGAAUGAAUUUAUGAAAAGUUACAAACCUACACAGGCUCUAUUGCAAUUGAAUCUAGAUACAGGAUUUUUUUAUUAAAUACAUAAUAAAGAUAUCAGUACGUCUUUA
Molecule: messenger RNA, 1076 nt
Organism: Anas platyrhynchos (mallard)
Lineage: Eukaryota; Metazoa; Chordata; Aves; Anseriformes; Anatidae
Source: RefSeq, a predicted model, not a curated record